AAUACCGUUCAAAAAAUCAAGCUAAAAUGUUGAACAAAAUGAAGUCAGACCAGUCAUGGUAGAGAACCGUCAUCSAAGGUGACACAUUUCGGCUUAAAAACAACAAAUAUGGCGGACUUUAGAAAAGUAAUUCUUACCCUAGUAAUAGUUCUGAUCGAAGGAUCAUGUUUUACAACCGCGAGCAAUGGAACUUCUUCGCUGUCUGGGGCACUGAAUGCAUCGACUUCGAGUUUUUUAAGUCCCUCGCCUACUCUCGCCGGCAAUGCCAGUAGUUCACAGUCAUUAUCUGUAACAACGAUGGCAAGUCAAGCAACUUUCACUAGUGUUUCAAGUAAUGUUAGUUCAAGUAUGAUGAAUAAAAGCACUAGCGUUAGUGCUGCACAAACUGUUUCACAUAGUAAUGUCCUUAAUAGCUCUUCUAGUCAACCUAUAAGUGCAACAAUUGCUCAAGGARCAAACUUGUCCUCAACAGCAACUCUUAGUGUUACUAAUAGCAAAAGUACAUUAGUAGUAGAACCAUCAAGUUCACGUUCCGUAAACAGCAGUGUUGUUGCAGCUCCUACUGCAACAAUGAAUUCUUCUGUGUCACACUCUGUUCCAGGAGAUACAAAUAGCUCUACUAUUACAAUGUCUUCAAGCAGUAUAGAAAUUAAGCCAUCAACUUCCUCUAUAUUGUCCUUCGCAACAAUCAAUGUUAAUUACAGCUCUUCAACAAGUAUACCUCUAGUGAUGCAAAGCUCUACUAUUACUAUGUCUUCAAGCAGUAUAGAAAUUAAGCCAUCAACUUCCUCUAUAUUGUCCUCCGCAACAAUCAAUGUUAAUUACAGCUCUUCAACAAGUAUACCACUAGUAUUGCCGAGCACAUCAGUCAAGAAAAUGAAUUUGUCAAACUUGGCCACAGCUUCUUCACUAUCAACAAACCAUUCAAGCUCAUCAUUGGUCAAUCCCAGUGUUUCCAUGGUGAUGACAAGCUCUUCUACAUUAAUGGGUAAUUCAUCUACUAAAGUGUAUCCAUCAGUGGCGUCAUCAACUAUUGUUCCUGUCGGCAAUACCACGAAUACCCUUGGUGUUAUGCCUACUAUGACAACAAACUUCACCCCAUCGCAUUCUGUAAUGACACCUUCCRUGACUGAARUCAGCAAGCMUAUUGGACAAAAUACUAGUUCAGUUGACAUGSCAACAAAGUCUGUUGCUAUGGCAACAAGUCCCAGUACACCUAUUUCCAUGAYAACAAGUAUUGCACCAUCAAAGAGCUCAAAUAUGACUUCAACAGUUACUCAUGGUUCUGCUAGUCUUGUGAUCAAACCAUCGCUGACACCACUUGUCAAKCAAACAUCUAUGAUGUCAAGUUACCAUAGCAGCAGUAAGACUGAUGACAUUGUGCUAGUUUCCUCAAUGUAUCCAUGUUACAUUACAUAUGUCAUAACACAAACUCUCAAUGAGACUACAGUAGCUAUGCCAUCGACUCCUAGUAUGAGUAGGUCAGUUGCCAAGGAAAGUUCUGUCUCCAUAGAAACAUCUGUCACCRUGGAAGCAUCAMAACAUGUGAGUUCAUCAAUAACCMAAAGUAGUGAGUCGGUAACAGUAAUGAAAGCAAAUAGCAGUUCAUUGGUUCCCAUGGAAACAUCCUCUUCAGURUCCUUAGCAACAGUYGUWGUUCRUACUCCUUCACUCAAUGAAAGUAGAUUUUCAACAUCAUCAGCCUUUCCUGGAAUUAUUACAACAAUAGCUUCCAGUUCAUCUGCACGUGUUAAGGCACCAUCAUCAUCAUUUCCAGGAAAUUCAUCAAGUGAAGCUCUUGUGUCUCCAUCUACUGUAAUAAUGUCCUUGUCGAUAUCUGUCAAACCCAAUAACAGUUAUUCUGGUGGCAACGUGACAACUUCUGCUGGUCAAUCUAUUUCUCCAUCAACUGUAAUAAUGUCCUUGUCGACAUCUGUCAAAACCAAUGACAGUUAUUCUGGUGCCAACAUGACAACUUCUGCUGGUCAAUCUAUUUCUCCAUCAACUGUAGUUUUAGAUGUCAAUUCUACCGCACAAGUCUCAAAUAGUAGCAUGGCUUCUCAUAAUGUCUCAACUGUUUCUAUUGUACAAACGUCAUCAGUAGGGUCAUCAAAGUCUGCUGUUUCUGUGGCUAGCAGUUCUGUUAAACUAGCAUCUUCCUCAGCUUCUGUCGCUGCUUCACAAUCAAUUAAUGAAUCAUCACAUUCAAUGUCCUCCAGUUAUUCCUCUUUGUCAAGCUCCAUGGCUGCUUCACUGUCUUCAAAUGCAUCAGUUACACCUUCAGUACAUCCUUCUGGAACAUCUUCCUUAGCUUCUGUCGCUGCUGCAAAAUCAAUUAAUGAAUCAACACAUUCAGUGUCCUCCAGUUUUUCCUCUUUGUCAACCUUCAUGGCUGCUUCACUGUCUUCAAAUGCAUCAGUUACACCUUCAGUACAUCCUUCUGGAACCUCUGUUGAAGCAUCUCAUUCAAGUACCAUCAAUAUGGAAAGUUCACAGUCUUCAAAUCAGACCACAUCCUCCCAGGUCCUGCCAAGUGGAACUGACUCUCUUGCUUCCCAUUCUUCAGUGGUUGAAACUCCUUCAUUGUCAAGCUCUUCAGUGAAUAUGACUCAGUCAAGUGCUCCAUCAACUAGUCUGGCAUCUAAUGCUUCUUCUCCUUCAAUGUCAAGUUUGUCAUCUUCUGUUCCGACUGGAAAGAGAAGAAGAAGACGCGCAGUUGGUGAUGGAAGUAGCAGUAAUGCUUCAUCCGUCAAUAUCCAGUCAUCAUCUAAUGCAUCUUCUAGCCUUACUUCUGGUUCAAGUCAGAGUCAUUUAUCAUCCACUUUGGCGCCAAGUCCAUUAAGCUCAAGUGUGUUUUUAAAUCACUCUAGUAAUAGAACUACAAAUGUGGUGUUUCCAACUGUACAAGACAAUGCUACAACUUCGUCUAGAAUAGCACCAUCACCAAGUAAUUCUGCAAUUGGUAUUUCUACAAGUUCAGUGGGGUUAMGCAAAAAUGGCUCUUCAUCUUCUAUGCCAAGUUUGAGCUUAUCUGCAAUAGCUAGCACAUCUAUGAGUCAAAAUGUUACAACUCCAAUGACGUCUGCAGUUGCRCAGAACAGUGCUUCUCAAUCUUCAGCAAAUGGAACCAUCAUGGCCUCCCAAACUUCAGCUACUCAACACGUAACCAUGUCAAGUUCCUCGAAUGUUUCCAUAGUAACACCAACGCCAUUAUCGUCAGUAAAUUCUACAGUUGUUCCUGUAGGAAACUCGACGACUGGUCCUAUGGCAACAAAGGCGAUGACGUCAUCCGUUUCUAUAGGCAACAGUAGUUCUCACGAGGUUGUUCCAAGCUUGACUGUUGCYGGUGGUAACGAGUCCACUCCUCAUAUCCAAUCAAGUACGGCGUCUCYGUCUGUCACUGUUGUUAUGMCRACGUCAUCUUCGCUUGRCAGCAUGCWUAAUGAUUCUCAUACGUCGUCCAUAAACCUUGGAAUGUCAUCGUCSUCRAUGGCUGAUCACACUCCUGUUACAGCAAGCAUUUWCAGCACUUUCUUACCCAUCACUGCAAGCCCCGUUGCUACCAAAUCUUUAGUGAUGUCAUUGACACCUUCCAAGGUCACUACAGCAACCAGUAAUGCCCAGUCUACCAUUGUCAGCAACAGCACUAGUACCCAACCCACACCGGCCAUCAACACUACUCAUCCCCAGUCUUCAUCGGUCAUCAAUUCUUCAAGUGAUGUAACAAGUAUUGUUCAGUCUGCAUCCUCAUCUAGGAUGAAUGUGUUAAUCACAACCUCAAGUCUCGGCAUGUGUUAUGUAGUGUACUCAACACGUAAAGUACYUAGUCCCAGUCCCUCGCCGUCGGAAGUCUUCAACAUGACGUCAUCAGUUUCUAGUUCACUAUAUAGCUCGGUUAACUCGACGGCUGCCAGUGUGGCGCCAUCAGCUACAGUGACUGAGAGAUUAAACUCAUCAUCAACGAAUGUUGUUGUACAGACUUCCUUAACUAUGAACUACACAUCGUUGAGUGCAACUGUUUAUCCAACAAGUUCUUURCUUGUGAAGGCGAACAGUACUUCCGUUGCGGCUGAACCCAGUGUUACUGUAGCUUUGAAUUCAUCUUCAGUCAAACUUGAAAGAACUUUAUCCUUGAACUCAACGCAAUACACAUCAUCGCUACCUACGUCAACAGUCGCCAAGAAUUCCACUAUGGUCGUUAUAACAACGUCUGUCAAAGUCUCCAUGGAGACGUCUUCUCAGAUGGCAACACGCUCCAUCAAUUCAAGUAGCACAAAAGUAGUUCCUUCGCCAAACGUUACAUCAUCAGCAAUGAUGUCAUCGUCGGCAGUGAUGUCAUCGUCGGCAAUGAUGUCAUCGUCGGCAGUGAUGUCAUCGUCGGCAGUGAUGCCAUCGUCGGCAGUGAUGUCAUCAUCAAGUGCGAAACCAUCUGUUGUAAAGUCAUCAAUUACAUCAUCUUCAACUGUACGUCCAUCAAGUGUCGUCAUUUCUCCAAGUGCUACGUCAUCUGUUGCUAUAGUAACGAGUAGUGUUGCUAUGACAACUGUACCGCCUACAACGGUGCCGCUAGCAAACGUAUUGUUGGAGGUACAACUUGCGUUCUCGACAAGCGAYAACGUUAACUCGGAAGGCCUACGUAAUACUGUGUCGAAAGGACUCGAAAAAGCUUAUAAUAGAGCAGGGAAUAUCGCUAGAAGAAGACGACGAGCAACAUUGGGUACAGAGGCCAAGAUUUACAACAUAACAAGAAAGGCUUCUCCAUCAACUGUUGGCAUAGUUCUUUAUUCUAUACUCAGAAAUAACCAAACUGUGUCUGCUGCUGGUGCRGUACAGGUUUACGAUAGAAUCAAUACCUUGGAAGAGCUAACCAMACUCAUUGGAAUACCGGUUGUAGCGAGACCCAUUCCUUUUAUUCGACCCACCCCUCCCACUAAAAAUGUCACAGUGUAUAUGAUAUUGGCCAAGACAUCGAGAAACCUUACCAUCCCUGCAUAUCGGGAAAYACUAGAGGAUAGCAUGGCAUCGUAUUAUAAAACAAAGACAAAGACGACAGCUGCAGUUACCACGACGAUCUUCCAUGUUUCUACCGAGAAGUCAGGAAACAUUUUUGUCAAGUUUUACAUGACAGAAGGMGGGAAGCAGGUCCUUGCAGUGACUGUUGUAAAAGUGUUUGAAGUUCCUCAUGUUGUGGAAUUGACAGCUGUUCUCAAAGAGCCGGUUGUCGUGGGUCCUUACAUCGAAGAAUCAGUGAAGGCCACUACAUCUGAUUAUGCGAUAAUACGCAUGUCCAUUCCAGUAGGGACGAAUCUUGAGGAUGAAAAGACGAAGAGCGACUUUGAAGACAAACUAGCCAUGAUUUAUGUUACUGGGAAGUCGAAGAGUGCGAAAAGAAGAAAGAAAAGAGCUGUUGGUAGUGUGARUGCAAAGGUUCGUGUAACGCAAUUGAUUGUAACUCAAUGGUUUGUCAUGUAUUUCAGUUCUCCUACCAGAAAACACAGCUGCCAUAUAUGGUCAUACUGUUGGUUGAGUAACGCUAUCAUUUGUCACGUUUUCAAUGUUUUCAUAUUUCAUGUCAUACAUCCUGUAUUUUUUCAGAUUGUUAAYGUAACAGCCGUUGGGGGCUCCAAUAAAUAUUCUGACGUGAAGUUUUACGUAGUGGAUUCUGGGAAGGUCGUUAAYUCAUCGUACUCGACAUCAACUAUGAAYAAGUUGAAUASAAAUGAGAUGACGCUCAUUACCACUCCYCUUGCGGUAGGUUCUCUUUCUACGCCCUUUUACCUUUCUUUCCCUUCUUCACUCCCAUUCUCCUUACUUCCUUCCCUCCCUUCCCUCAUUYCAGCCCUCCUUCCAUAUUCUUUGAUCGUCCUUCCAUUUCUUUCUCUUUCCAUCCGUUUUCUCAUCCAGUUCUUCCAUUCUUGCUUUAAUUCACCCCCAGUAACAGYWGCACCRGUAGUWAUCCCKUACUGGAUAAUAGGAGCUGUACUGGGUCCGAUCUGUCUAUUGAUUAUUAUUGUUUUAUUAAUCUAUUGGCGAUGGAGAAGUGGUGCACCGACCAAARUACAACCGACCCCACACAAACCUGAGAUUGUACACAAACAUAUGGAACCACCAAAGUCGUAUGAAACGCCGCGAUAUGUCGAAGGAAAACCUCCACCGCCGAAAAUCAAAACGAUGUCAGAGAGCUUAGACGUCAGUUACGAACAACUUCCGAGACGUGAGACAUCUUUACGACGAAAAGUCUCUAAGACUCCGUAUAAACGAACGACAAGCAAAACRAAYCCCGCUUACGAAGAGAGUGAAGAAGACGACGACCAAAGUUUGACCGAYGUCAGCAAGACCGGAAGUCGCGAGCGCAUCAUCAAAGCACAGCCUGGGCCUGGCAUGAAAGAGAAGUUGGCUGUCAGCGUUSCUGUGAAGMAGCCUCCGAAAAGACGACCAGCCAUCGAGGAAGAAAGCGACGAAGGUUUAUCGGAAACGGAGUCAGAAUCSGAAAGCAUCGCAUCAACAACGCGCACCGAUCAAACCAAGACUUCAGCCGCACAAGUGCCCACGGUGGCAGUCAUGGCAGGGUCCAGCAGACAGACUCCUAACGCUCCUGUCCGCUUUCGUUCUUCUGUUCAUCCUUCGUCGUCACUUCCGCCUUUGCAGAGUAAACCGCUUGUGGCACAGUAUCAAGACGAAACAGAAGACGAAACUCCACGUAAAUCGAAACGACGAAGCAAAGCUGCCCAACAAGAACUCAAACAGAAGGCCGACAUGGAAAGACUACGUAAUAAAAAGAGACAACGAGAAAGAAAAAACAAGAUUGCACCAGCACAAGCAGAAGAUAGGAGAGCAUGGCAAAGGAACCGUGUAGACCAAGUCUUGGAUCCACAACCUCCAAAUCUAUUCGGUAAAGGUGGAAGGAAGAAAAAACGAGGAAGAAAAGGGAACCUUCCUGAAGAUGAAGAAGGCAUUGAACUGAAAAGCUACAGACGAAACGACGACCUUGACGAAACAGAGAAUCAGGUAAUAAAGGAAAAGGACGAGGAAGACUCRGGAGAGUCCAGUGACGAUUCAACCAUCAGCAUGGAUGAGACACGAAGGCGCAUGCACAAUCUCCUUGACGACGCCUUCUCGUUGCUAGGUCCACUAUCUAAGCAACAACAACUCCAAAGAACACCUACUCAGCCCAUGCCACUCACUCGGCCUCCUGCGCCUCCAAGGUAUGCUGGGAGUCGACCAGCGUUACCUGAACCAGCUCCAGCCCAUGGACGAGCGACCGAGCCUACACCACGGCAGAAAAGAAGACUGUUGAACACUACUGGCUUUCCCCAUGGCCUWCCGCAAACACCUAUAGGGCCUGGUUACCCAGUAAGGCCACCUGUGCGACCACCGCUCGUUACGAGCGAUCCUGUAGUGGUCUGGGACCCGUAUGAUAGACAAAGAUAUAUGGAUCCACGAUUGGGAUACCAACCAACAUACUCGUACCGAGACCCCAACGGUCAAAAUGUGUAUAUUACACCGGUACARCAGCAGAGAGAUUACAUGGGUGCCCCCCUGUGGAGUCCUUAUGCCGCAGAAGACACCAUGGAGGAAAUCUAUCCCGAUCUGGCCAAGGCAAGCUUCCCAGGUGCCUUUGAUACUUCGCCUCCUAAAGACACAUUUAACCCUGACUUCACGUCACGUGAUACGUCAAUUGAUAUGAGCGCCAGCAAUCCAGUUGGUCAUCGUGGUGUUCCUCUAGGAAGCUCGGCCCAGCCUCUCAUAMGGUCAAUCAAGGACGAGCUCUUAAGAUUAUCAGGUCCCAGGCGGACGCCCAUAACUGAGAUAUAGUCUCAAUAUUAAGUAUUUUAGUUUAUAAGAAAUUACUAAGCACCUGACCAAUCAUAAAGCUCGUUAUAUUAUCAGAGUAUGUAGCAAGACGACCAAUCAGAGUGUGUGUUUAUUUAUUGAGUUUUGAUUGGUCAAUAGUGUUUGUAUUUAAAAGAUAUUUUAGACUGGGCAUAUUAAUGGCGUGUAAACACUCGUGAAAAUGUUCUAGAGUGAGAUCAUUAGACCCGUGAAACAAAAUCUGUUUCACAGUUUUUUGACUUCACUUUAACUAAAUGGUGCUAAAUGGCGUAAUAUAGUCUAGAACAGGAAUUUGUAUAUUUUAAUGCAAUUUAGCACUAUUUCAUAACUACUUUCUAUGGUUCUAGCGUUUUCACUUUAUAGAGUGCUCGCACUUAAAGCGUGAAACAAAUAGUACUAAUUACUACUAAAUAGUGUUGAUUAUACAAUAAGAAACAAAGGAAUUUGUAUAAUUUAUCACCUAUUUUGUAGUAUUUAUGUUUCACCCAUUUAGUGCGAGCACUCUAAUACAAAUUUUAAUUGAUUUUUAUACAUAUUCAUAGCAUACAUAGAACUUCGUUCGUAUGAAAGCUAGUACAGGUUAUAUUAAAUAGCAUUUUGUACCAAUUGAAGGAUUUUUAACUUACAUCCACUCUAAAGAAUGAUUUUAUAUGUUUGUGUUACUAUUUAAAUACAAUUUUAAUCCAUGAUCAAGCUGAGGUUAUAAAUUUUUAGAUUUAGUCGAAUUACAUGAUUGAAUUUAAGUUUUUAAUUGAAAUAUCUCGACUUUUGAUACUCUCCAUAUCGCAUAUAUCAUUGAUGUCGAACUUAAGAAUACAUUGGUGUCGCCGCCAUCUUGAAUAUAUGGUGGCGCCAUCUUGCAUUCGUCCGGACGCCAUCUUGUACUUAUCUUGUCAAAUAUUUCUUGUACAAAAUUUAGGCAUUAAGUCCUUUAAAUUUUUAAUACAAGCGUAAAAUAACUUGUAAAAAAAUAUUUUCUUAAUUCAWGACACUAUUAUUAAUCCAAAUGUAAUUAAAAAUGACUCGAAUCAAUUUUAACUGUAUAAGAAUAUACUGUAAUUAGCUUCAGGCUGAGUUUUAUACGUAUUUGGCCGGUUGAUAUAAGAAAAUAUUAUGUAGAAAAGCUUAUACUAAGUACAAUUAGAAACAAAACUAGAAUAAAGUAWAAUUUCAAAUCA
Molecule: messenger RNA, 9011 nt
Organism: Exaiptasia diaphana
Lineage: Eukaryota; Metazoa; Cnidaria; Anthozoa; Actiniaria; Aiptasiidae
Exons: 16
Coding region: 109-7815 (2568 amino acids)
Source: RefSeq, a predicted model, not a curated record